Molecule: messenger RNA, 1981 nt
Organism: Lingula anatina
Lineage: Eukaryota; Metazoa; Brachiopoda; Lingulata; Lingulida; Lingulidae
Product: protein FAM221B
Source: RefSeq, a predicted model, not a curated record
AGAGAACUUGGUAUACUAGUUAGAAUCACAUGAUAUCCAAAUCUAUGUAUUACAUGUUGAUGAUGUAUGUUACAUGUAGAAAAGGGUUGAAUGUACAAUCAUUAUGAUUAAUUUCAGGCUAUACAAUGAGACCAGUAGUGCCAGCAAAGAACUAUGAUGUUGUGUCUUUUGCUCGUGCCAUGAAUGAUGACUUUGCACCCAGGGUACAGAAACUGUCCGAGCCAGAAACUCAUGCAGCUAUUAUAGCUCAAAGAACAGGCAUAUACAUUGGUUGGCGCUGUCCAGAAUUCAAGCAUGAUUGUCAAAGGGUCGGUGACAUGUCCAAAUGCUUUUGUGGACACCUGCUUGGUGAACAUGACAAAUAUACAGGACGCAGUAUUCAAGUGCCAUGCAAGUUUGGAGGUUGUCCUUGUAAAGCUUUUGCAUGGAUACCCUCCCGUCCUGAAGAUAUUGGAGAGUUUUGGUUCCAGAGAAGACGUGACUUUGAUGUCACCAAGUGGAGGGCAAAGUGUAGAUGUAAACAUACACAUGAGGCACAUGCAGCUACUGGAGGGCGGCAGUGCAAGGCCAAAGGUUGUUCAUGUUUUCAUUUCAAUUCUAAUUUUUUGUGUGCUGCAUGUGAUCGUCACUGGGAGGACCAUGAAACAUUCUUUGAGACAGAAGACAUGAGAAAGAUGAAUGGGCUGCCCUAUGGUGAAGACUACCUACCAUUUGCAGAGAUGCCUAAUUUGAGGAAUGCUGCCCUGACUGGGGAUGAGUAUGAUGAAUCCCUGUACCAGGCACUAACUACAGGACAGGGGAGACCUGCCAUUACAUCUAACCCACCAGCUGAUAACAACACCCCUGUUCCUUUUGGUCAGAACAGAAGUGGAUUUAGGCCAGUAUAUGAUUAAAAACUCAUAAGAAUCACUGUUUUUAUUGAAAAAAAUAUAUGGAUAUUUGAAAAAGAGGAUUGCUCUUGAUAAAGGAUGAGAACUAUUGCUGGGGGUUGUGAUGUGUCUUCUAAAUUACUCAGUUUUUGGUGAACGAGUAGAAUAAAAAGCAUCAUGUUUUCUCAUUGGAAUCAAAUAUUGAAAGAACUGAGACCUUGCAUUUAAAAUGUCUGAAUAUUGUGACAAUAUUGUAAACCCUAUGGAGUUGAUGUGUAAGUUAAAAUAGUUAACAGUUAUACAGACAUCAUAAUGGCUUUUUUAUAAUUAUCACAUAUUAUAGCUUUUUUGAUGAAGCUAUUUAUUUUAUCUGACAGCAGGUAUUUUUAUGUGUGAAUGUAUGAUAAUUAUUAUGAUAAGGCAUGGUAUGGAAUUUUUUUCUUGAAUUUACUUUGCUUGAUAUAUUCAUAUGGGAAUCAAUAUGGUCAUUUAAUCUUUUCCCACUUUAAUAUUUACUGUGGAUGUAUAGAUAUUCAUCAAAUUAUUUUUCCAAAUUGACAUAUGUAAAAUAUAAUUAUAUGAUAUAUUAUAUCAAAAUAAAUGCUAAUUUUGAAGGUUUCCGCCAUUGGCUUUUCUCGGUAUUAUUUCCAGAUUUCCUUAUUUCCUCUUUGAUUUAUUGACUGCAUUGUUUCUUUGAUGUGUCACUGUAUGAUGAUUGACAAAUGAUGACUUGCUUUCAGUGCACAACAUCAUGAUGCAAUCCCCAUAACACAUCAAACAAAAACAUUAAUAGCUUAGCCUAUUUCAGUCAAAUAAUAAAUGUGAUGAUGCAUUGCCAUUAGGAAGGAAUGUGGAACACAAAAAUGCUGGCAAAAAUAUGCUUGGUGCAAUAUUGUUAAAGAGGCAAUGUAGUCAGUCAAAGAGAGAAAGAGGUAGGCAAUUCUCAAAAUUAAAUUGAGGAAGGCCUUUAUCGGAAACACUUUAAAGUGGUUUUUAUUUUUAUAUGAUAAAUAGAAUUUAUUUAAAAUUAGUUAUUGGCCAAGCAUAGUGUAAUAUCCGUCCAUUCCACUGGCUAUGUUUCUGUGAUAGUGUUCCUUGAAGUUAAAUAGUAU